Bombyx mori (domestic silkworm) is the source of this 5201-nucleotide messenger RNA. RefSeq names its product nascent polypeptide-associated complex subunit alpha, muscle-specific form (gene fid). Gene Ontology annotation, biological process: tRNA methylation; tRNA wobble uridine modification. NCBI's taxonomy places the organism in Eukaryota, Metazoa, Arthropoda, Insecta, Lepidoptera, Bombycidae. Bases 460 to 4881 code for a protein of 1473 amino acids. The record is from RefSeq and is a predicted model, not a curated record. Gene Ontology annotation, molecular function: S-adenosylmethionine-dependent methyltransferase activity; tRNA binding; tRNA (5-carboxymethyluridine(34)-5-O)-methyltransferase activity. Gene Ontology annotation, cellular component: nucleus; cytoplasm. The transcript has 8 exons.
AGUUGCACGCAUUCGUUCGCCGCGGACGCACGUGCGACCGCGUACCCGACGCAAAACCCUCGCACAACCAACAAAAACGUUCAGGAAACCGUUAAAAAAGACCAGAGAGCGUCGAAAAACGUUGCCCGCGUCGAAAGAUAAGUGCUAAGCGUCGAAACGCCGUGAAGAAGCUACAAACAGAGGCGGAAUACGAUCAUUCAUCAGCAGACGAAUGUUUAAGUGAUCCCUUACUCGUUACGAUUAAGCAGUGAAAUGGACUUCAAAUAGAUCGUUCCGAAUCUGUGUAAAUUGAAAUUAUAAAUAAGCAUUCGUGUAUUAUUACUGGAACUAACCUAAAACUUGUCCUCCACAAUGAAGCGAAGAUAUUGUCACCGGCGCGCCCCGCUAUGACUAACCUCAGCAGGGUCUUCCAAGCUGUCAGAAGAAUAUGACAAAGCGCGGUGCGAUGGCGAUGCGGUGAUGGCGGAUGGCGAGGCGGAAGCGGUGGCGGGCGAGGAGGCGGCCCGGAACGCGGGGAUCGAGCGCACCUACGUGCACGACGUGUACGACCUCGCCGGCGAGGAGGACGGCGCCGCCGCUCCGCCCGUGCAGGCCUUCCUCUCUGAACUCGAGCCCGGCAGCCUGGUCUGUGACGUCGGAUGCGGCAAUGGAAAAUACCUGAGCAUGAACCCAUCAGUGUACACGGUGGGUGGCGAUCGAUGCACCAGACUCGCAGAGCACGCCCGAAACGAUAGCAAUGAGGUGGUCGUGUGCGACAACCUGUGCUUGCCAUUUCGCGACGAGUCCUUCGACGCUGUGCUGUCCAUUGCUGUGGUCCAUCACUUUGCGACGGUCGAACGUCGAGCUAUGGCCUUGAGGGAGCUGGCCAGAGUCACCAGGAUCGGAGGACGAUUGCUGCUCACCGUCUGGGCCAUGGAGCACGAGGGGCGAAAUUUCCAUUGUCAGGACGUUUUGAUCCCGUGGCAUCGUCCACCGACGCUCUGCCCGCCAACACCAACGCCACGGUUCCUCUCGGUCGAUAAUGAUCAAAACGUAGAGCACUGGAAAUGUCGUGAAGGCUCACCGGGUUCCUCUUCACUAUCUUCACCCAACGAAACAUGCUAUUCGUUUGUAAGAAGAGCUUUACAGAGAUUAGCUGGAAGACGCUCGUUUUUACCUUCGUGGAGUAUAGGCUCAAGGGUACCUUCGAGGAUAUGCUCACGUCCUGAACCACUAGCUAGUGAUCUACCAAUAGAACUCCGACACUUAGAUGAGACAGUUCCUCUGCGACUGGUACCUCAAGGAUCUGAUUCAUCGACAAUUAAAUCUCAGAGUCUGACUGACAUCGCUGAGGUAGAACGACAUACACUAGUUCGAUCACGCUCGAGUCUGCCUAGUUUAGGAGGUGAUGAGCACGAGCAACCACAACAGCAGUUAGUCCCAAAACCGCCAACUUCUGAGGUUAUUGAACCCAGGAAGAAGCCAAAAUUAGUCAAGCAAAAGAAAUCCAUCAACGAGGAUGAUGCGGAGGAAGACCUUGAUAAGCCAACGGACAUGAAGAGUCUGGUUGAAGAGAUGCCAAAUUUUAAAAUACACCCGCAAAAAUUAAACACGAAGAAGCCAGAUUUUAUCAAACAAACCUCACUUAAUGAAGAGCUAAUGUCUGUCGAAAGAUUAAGAGAAAAAGAGCACCUAAGAAAAAACAUACAAAAACAAGCUUCGCUAAACGAAGAGUAUCUGUACCGCAGACCGGGUGCUUUGGAUUCAAUACGAGACUCAAUAUUUUCAACUUCAGCGACGACAGCUAAAAAGUUCCAGUCUCUCAAAAACGGCCUCACUAGUAAAUUCAGAACGUCCACAACGAAUAUAGAUAGAGUAACAAUAUUCGUGAGAAUGCUGCAAGGUUGGAAAAGUCAUGGUACAGUUCCUGAGGUUGCUACUCCAAGCGAACAUGUUGCAGGCUUAGACAAAUGCUGUCCUGAAAGACGACAUUCAAAAGAAGACGGAUCGGACUCUUCUAAAGAUAGCAGUCUACAGAGUGACACAAGUGUGGAUUCGGAAGACAGCUUCGCAUCUGUGAUAUAUGUACCAAAAGCGGACGGAUCAGGAGAUCCUCUAUCGCCUACGCCCCUCUCGCCUGGUCCAACAUCACCUCGAUUAAAAGUGUCAUCAGUCCCGACGUCUCCAAGAAUGAAAAGUUCUCCGGGCUUACCAUCGCCGAGAAUGAAACAAUCUUUUCCUCUCAUUCGUCCACCAGCUUCCCCAGGUGCCGUCACUCCUGCAACAGUGAACAAAAUACUCGUUACACAAUAUAGUUUAAAAAAUUACUCAACAUCGAAUUCAGUUUGUCCUUUGAAACCUCAAUCGAAAAGCCAGCCAAAUUCUCCGCCUAAAUCUGAAUCUGAUGACAAAGCUCCAAAGGUUGAACCUAUGCCUGUUAUAAAUAAUAACAUACCUAUUGACGUAUUUGAAGAGAUUGAUCCGAUUCCACCCAUUAAAGAAGAAGAAGAAAAUCCAUUGGAGACAACGCAAGAUUUAAUAGCAGAAAUAAACAAGGACAUUGAAGAAAUCCAUAAACUAACAGAGGAAUCAGAACAAUUAAUGCCUCGUGUACUACAAGACGUGAAACCCUACCCAAAAAUAACAUUGCAAACUGUUGCGGAAUUACCGGAAAUUCCACAAUUCAAACCUAAAGAACCACCUAGCAAAUCUCCUACCACCGACAUCUUAGACUCUAGAGCAGCAGAACGUAAACGUAAGGAAAGGAUACGACAAAUCAAGGAGAUGUUAAACAAAGGAAUACCUAACGUUAACAUUAGCAGAAGACAACCUUUUCCUAUAGUCAGAUGCACAAAUAAAUCUGAGCCGAUUGCAAAGAGUCGACCAACACUGAUGUCUCUGGAACUGUUUAACCCCGCUACAGAUGACAUGGAUAGCGACUCGAGCGGCGUCUCAUCCCCAGAUUCAGUGGACAGCGUUAUAAGCGUUGUACCUGACGAAUUAAGGAAAAUCGCUUCUGAAAAAGAUUCACAAAACCCUGCAACCGUCGUUACAAUUUGUAAAGAAGACUCAUUGACCGAUAAACUUAUAGCCGUGCCUCCAGCUCCACAAACAUUAAUUGAGGCUGCGGCAGAAGUGGCCACAACUUUAGAAGAAACUUGUGAAACUGUUAUCCAGUCCAGCCCAAGAUCGAGAAGGAAACAACUCGCAAAGCUUGAAAGUACUGAGGCCAUAGCGAUCAUUCAAGGAGCUUCAAGUAGUAGCAGCAGUAGUAAUUGGAGCUUAAAUAAGCUCUCUCCCGGUGACCUAAGGUUAAUAGAGGAUAAAUCCAGGUCACAGUCUCACACUAGUUCCAGCGGCAGUUCAUCUAGCUUAGAACGGCUUUCACCAGGAAGGAGAUCAAAAGAUCGCUCCCCUAAAUUGGGCAGUACUAGCAACUCCACGUGGAGCUUAAAUAGGCUUUCCCCAAAUCGACCUGAAGGCCGAUCCCUAGAAGAGAACUUGAGUAAAAGUCACAGAAGCCCGACAAGGCUACCGUACGAUUCAAUAUCAAUAUCGAGUACCGAUUCAGAUAAAUCUAUUUCAAAAUCGGAAAGCUUCAAUAGGAUACACGCAAACGAGCCGCUAGUCACAUGCAAGUCCGAUAUAGUACCGAAAGAAGAAAACUGGGUCGUCACAGACAAGGACCGGUCUAAUCACCUAACAGAAUUUGCGGAGAAACUUAGUGAAAAACUCUUACAAGAAAUCGACCAAUACUCGAAACGUAUUAAUGAGGAAGAUUUCGACCUACCAAGCAGCAGUAGUAGCGAGAAGAGUAUUUCCCUUAGAUUAAAACGGGAAGAAGAAGACAGAAAUACACAAAAAAUCCUAGAUGAACUUUCUGACAGUCUCCAACACUUAGAAGACCCAUAUGUAAACAAAACUAACAUUGACAGACAAGGUUUAAAUAAGCUCAAUACAGAUAUUCAGGAGCGUACCAAAUCUAUACCAUCGUUGAAUGACACCCCAGAAACUGACUUAAACAAAUUGUUUCCUAAGUGUAGCAGUAAAAUGAAAAGCAGGAAGCGUUCAAAAGACGUGGAUCCUAUUAUCAACAAGUACAGGGAAUUUAAGAAAACUAUGAAAGUCCCGAGCGACGAAGACCUAUACCUCAAUAACUGUGCCAACAUUUACGCAGCCAAAACGAUGACAGAGGAAAAAAUUGCUGAUAUCGACACUAAAAACCCAGACGAAGACAGCGCCAUUUGCUCCAGUAACGGAAACCCAGAGAUCACGAUCGAUUCUGGGAAUUAUGAUAUUAGUCAGUCUCUGGAAACGGGUUACUCCCUUGAAUCAGAAAUCAGUAUCGAUUCUAUAUGCACAAGUACCGACAAAAGGUCCUCUCUGAAAGUCGGUCAGUCGACAGACUCGAGCGAUUUCGACAAAAUGGAAAUCAGCCCGGAAUCGGUAACAUCGAGGUCUAGUGCGCCGCUAAAAUCCGGCCUCUCGAUAGAGUCUACCGACACGUCUGCGGGGAGCGACUGGAGCCGCAGAGACAAGACUGGCAGCACUGCGUCUCUUGGCUGUACGAGCUUAGCAUCGCUACCGUCUUGCAGCGACUACUCGAAGGACAAGAAGCUGUUAGAGACAAGGUCGUGUUCGGAGGAGACGGCGCCUAUCCCGGCUGCGCACGUGAGACCAUUGCCUCAUGCACCUCUUCUCCCUUCCCUGAGCGACGGGUCUGACAGCCUGCCAUCUGAAGGCGGCGCGGUUACCGUCCACCGGUACUAUCACGUCUUCAAACGCGGAGAGCUAGACCAACUCAUCGAGAAGUACGUGGAGAGUCUGCACGUGGUUUCAUCAUACUACGACCAGGCCAGUUGGUGUGUCGUUGCCGAGAAAGUUCAAGUGUGGACCAUAUAAUCCUUUUGCAUCUGUUCUCUUUCUAAACGCUCUACGUCGAGUUUUGUUGCCGGUUUUAGGGGCGGUUUGGAACGUUAUUGUCAGGCUCUUUAUUAACUCUUAUAAAUAUUACUGUUUCAAAACGAGACACUCUGUGCAGUGACCACAUCCAAGUGACCUUCCUUACGAACUCUUAGGCGAGUGUUUAGGACAUUAUCACGAACUCUACACUACGAAGAAUUGCCAAAAGCAAAGCUUUUGUUUCUUUUUUAUAUUCUAGUCGAUAUACCAUUAUAAUAGAUGUUAUCAAAAUAAUAUAGGAGUCUUUACAUUUUUUUGUU